Molecule: messenger RNA, 1548 nt
Organism: Gaeumannomyces tritici R3-111a-1
Lineage: Eukaryota; Fungi; Ascomycota; Sordariomycetes; Magnaporthales; Magnaporthaceae
Product: cytochrome P450 52A1
Exons: 5
Coding region: 1-1548 (515 amino acids)
Molecular function (GO): heme binding; monooxygenase activity; iron ion binding
Source: RefSeq, a predicted model, not a curated record
AUGGCGCUGCUCAGUGCCGCCGUGCACUCGUGGCCCCUGGCGGCCCUGGGCCUUGCCAUCCUCGCCCUGGCCGUCCGCCUCGCCGUCCGGCCGACCCGGCUCAGGCGCAACGGCAUCCCCCUGAGGAAACCGCGCGGCUCGCUCCCCUUGCUGGGUAACGGCAUCGUGUUCCUGCGCCCGCGCCAGGCGCUCUUCUCGUGGUUCAGCCAGCGCGAGCGCGAGUUCGGCCGCGAGACGUACCAGAUCUCGGUGCCGACGCUGCCGCCCGGCGUCGUGCUCAACGACCCGGCCAACGUCGACUACGUCUUCAAGAACGAGGCCCUGUUCAAGAAGGGCGAGUUUGUGAAGCGACGCGCCUGGGAUCUCUUUGGCCAUGGGAUCAUCAAUACGGACGGCGACCUGUGGAAGGUGCAGCGCAAAGCCGGGUUGCACUUCCUGAGCGUCCCGAAUAUGCGCGUCCUGACCGACGUUGCCCUGCCGCGCUACCUCUCGGCGAGCAUGAAGUUGCUUGAGCGCCACGCGGACUCGGGGCAGGCCCUGGACAUGCAGACCGUCUUUCACGAGAUCACGUCCCAGCUCAUGGGGAAGAUGGCCUACAACAUGGAAAUGCAUGCCGACGACGACUUCACGCUGGCAUUUGACUACGCCUCGGGCGUGACCGGAGAGCGCUUCCAGAACCCCAUGUACACACUGACGGAGCUGUUCACGGGCUCCCGCUUCAGGCGCUCGCUCAGCGUCGUCAAGUCGUACGGCAGGAGCAUCGUCGCCAAGGCCGUGCGGGACCGGCAGUCUCCUCCCGGCGCGCAGUCGGAAAAGGACGUGCUGGUGGAGACGUCGGGCAGUCUCAUGCAGUCAUUUCUGGACUCCAUCGGAGACGAGGCCAUCGUGGCGGACGCUGCUCUGAACUAUCUCUCGGCUGGCCGAGACACCGUCGCGCAGGCCCUGACCUGGUCACUGUACCUGCUGAUGCGCCGGGGCCGCCAGGCCUCGGUUGAGCGGAUCCGGGACGAGGCGCGCGACGCCCUGGGCACCGACGGCCUCCCCCGCGACCCCGCGGCCUUCACCCCGGCCGCCAUGCCCUACACCAUGGCCGUCUUCUACGAGGCCAUGCGCCUGUACCCGCCCAUCCCCAUCGAGAUCAAGCAGUGCGUCGCCGCCGCCACCCUGCCCGACGGCACCUUUCUGCCCGAGUCGUCCGUCGUCCUCUGGAGCCUCUGGGCCAUGAACAGGUCCCGAGACACCUGGGGCCCCGACGCCGACGACUUCCGCCCGGACCGCUGGCUCUCCCGGGCGUCCGACGACGACGGCGCCCCGCUCGCGUUUGUGUCCAGGGGCGCGUCCGAGUUCCCCGUCUUCAACGGCGGGGCCCACACGUGCCUCGGCAAGAAGAUGGCCGAGCUCAUUGCGGUGCAGGUCAUCCCCUCCGUCGUCUGCGCCUUCGACUUUGGCCCUGCAUACGACGAGCGCUGCGAGAGGGUCAGCAAAAACUCGCUGACUCUCCCCAUGGAGGGUGGCUUGCCCUGUUUUGUCAAGCGAUGCGUGGGCUAG